CAAGAAUCCCCAAAGCUUCAGAAGGUUGGCCGCAGAGCCUGCUGCUUCUUUAGUGUGAGUUUCCAUAGCUAGGUACUACCCCAUCAGUGACCCCGGACAGUAACAAAACAUAUAAAAGCCCGAACCCAAACCUCGCCACCAUCAUAGGUCUGUAGUUACUGUGGAAUCAGUAAGCCAUGGCAUCUAAGAAAUUUGCUGUUAAAUGUGGGAAUUUUGCUGUCCUGGUGGAUCUUCACAUAUCGCCGCAAGAUUCAAACAAAGAUACCAGCUGGUUUUCUGAACAGAAGAAAGAGGAAGUCUGUUUACUGUUAAAAGAAACCAUUGAUUCAAGAGUUAAGGAGUACUUGGAAGUUCGUAAACAGCACAGGCCGUCAAACGCAGAAUUCACAAGAUCCAGUCCCUUGUCCUUAAAAGGUUACGGCUUUCAAAUCACAGCCUACUUCCUCAAAAGAGGGAUACGACUUCGCUGUAUCAGGGGCACAGAGAAUUCUGAACUCCAUGUAUUCCCCGACAGAUUUGUGGUCUGUGUAAGUCAGCUUGCAUUCAAUCAUGAUGUUUUGGCAAGUCAGAAUGAAGAAUUGACAGAAAGAGCUCUCCACGGAGUGUCUGAUUAUUUUUCUGAGUGUGCGGAGAGUCCACUUCCUCCCAGUGCAAAGCUCAAGAGAAAUGCUCUGAAAGAAAUUGUGAAAAGAACUAAAACAAAAGGCAGCAUCAUGAGCAAAUCACAGACCAGCAGGGACACUGUGGGAACAUCUAGUGACUCAGUGAUUGCAGAGAUAGCAAAGAGGAGGGAUGAUGGUCAGGCUUCAUCCAGCCUCUCAUCAGAAUCCAUGGCCCAAGCAAAGGAUUACAUAAAGGCAGCUGAGAGCCACUGGGGGCUUCCUGUUCAAAAGCUGGAAAAUGUUAAUCAGAGCCAGCCAGAAGACACUGGCAGCCAGCAAAAACCUCAUCCUGGGGAGCGGUUAAAGACAGGGCUUCUAAGCAGGAGCUCUGUCUAUAGCUGUGAGUCAGCAUCACCAGGUCCAAAACAAAGUCCUCGAGCAGCCAAAACACAACACAAACGCAGGAACUGCGGCUCUGUGGAAGACUUCGACCACCGCAAGAGAGUUUCUCUUGGAAGUGAUCGAUUAGUCCCAAGAGAAAUAAUAGCGGAAAAAAGCAAAGCUGUCAGGGUUUCGCCAACUUCAGAGUUGUCAGUUCCGGGGUUACUUUUGAAACAAGAUUUGGCAAAAACCACGUCUAAGGAAGAGUUGCAUGUUUUGGAAAAUCUCUCCUCCAGACAUCUUAUGAAAAAUGACACAGGGCAGGCACAGCAAACCGGCUCAGCCACAAACACAGAAAGAUUAUCUACAGUUCACAGCAGCCCAACCAAGAAAAGAAGGAAAUACGAAAAAGGCCAUUAA
This is a messenger RNA of Cynocephalus volans (Philippine flying lemur), 1403 nucleotides long. RefSeq names its product SLX4 interacting protein (gene SLX4IP). Bases 177 to 1403 code for a protein of 408 amino acids. The transcript is spliced from 8 exons. The record is from RefSeq and is a predicted model, not a curated record. Lineage: Eukaryota; Metazoa; Chordata; Mammalia; Dermoptera; Cynocephalidae.